Messenger RNA from Drosophila mauritiana, 8288 nucleotides. Its product is annotated as protein odd-skipped. Gene Ontology annotation, biological process: regulation of DNA-templated transcription. Lineage: Eukaryota; Metazoa; Arthropoda; Insecta; Diptera; Drosophilidae. The coding region runs from base 1129 to 3078 and encodes 649 amino acids. The record is from RefSeq and is a predicted model, not a curated record. The transcript has 2 exons. Gene Ontology annotation, molecular function: RNA polymerase II cis-regulatory region sequence-specific DNA binding; DNA-binding transcription factor activity, RNA polymerase II-specific.
AAGCAUUCAAGAGUUGCUUACGUUCGGUUCGUUCGCAUUUCUUCUCUAUCUUAUAUAAUAUUAUAUUUUCUCCUAAAUCAAUUUUUUCACUACCAACAACAACAACAAUAAUAACAACUCAACUAUUCUCAACUCGCGUCAACCUUAACUUAACUUUCUCAAAAAACAACAAACUACAACUCUACCACUACCAAUCUGUCAACUUUCCGUUUUUAAACUGAAACUGCAAACCAAAACAUUUAUUUUCGUCUCGACGGCCAUUGACAAAGUUUUGUUUUCCAAAACCCGAGGAGAAAAUUGCCAGCCCGCAACGAGUUGAAAGGAUACCCCAAAGAUUCGUUCAAAAAUCGUCCCCCCGUUAUGUUUUGAGUUCAAUUCCGUGUUGAAAACAAACGUGAACGUACACGCAAAUGUAAAUGUAAAAAUCGAUAAGCCACACGCAGCCAGCCAACUGAACGCGAACGUGUCCGUGUGUGUUUCGUGGAGCGAGGGGAUUGAACGGGGGGAACUGACCAAAAAUCGGUGGCCCUGGCCAAAAACGCAAAAACUCCGGCCCAAAAAAAUACAAGAAAAGAAAAGCAGAGCAAAGCAAAGCAGAGCAGAGCAGAGAGAGCGACUCGAAACUCCAGCCCAAAUGACGGAUACGGGUCUGACAACGAAUCAAGCGCCGAAAUGUGUGAAGUGGCUGUGAAACCCGAGGAAUCCUAACUAAAAACCAAACCAAUUUACAAUAAAAUGCAAAUUACUAAGAAUAUUUAACCGAAACGCACCAGACCACACCACUCCACACACACACAGACACACGAAACACGGCAGAAAUGCCAGGCCUGAAAUUCAACAAGCUGUACGACUAAAACUUUAAGAGAUCUUUCGGCGAGCCAAAUCUAUAUACAAUAUAUAUAUAUAUGAAUAUAUAUAUUUUCACAUGCGAGAUAACAACAGCAACGUUUCCUUUCCGCUUUUGCCACAAAUAAUACCCCCUGAGACGGUCUUUGCUCGCUCGAAACUCGACACUAGCUUCAGCACUUAGCCCUCUAAGAUCUACUAACUGGAUCCUGAUCAAGCUCCUAGCCAAAACUUCCUACUCCAACUCCAAGACCUCUAAUCUACAAAGAAAAAACCCAGAAAAUGCCGCGCUGCCUGAUAGCCAAGAAGUGGAAGGCCUAUCCCUGGCUGGAUCGGACGGAGGAUACUAGCAACCAGCAACAGCAGCAGCAGCAGAGUGCCCCCAACUCGCCUCGCGAACUGGAGGAGCUGCAUCUGAAGUCCAGACGCUCCACCCUGGACGACGACGAGGAGAUCGAUGUGGUGGGCGAUAAAUUCCUGAUCAAGUUGGAGAAGCAACGCACAACAGCAGAUGCUGCAGCAGCAGCAGCAGCAACAUCAUCCGAAGCAGCAACAUCGCACAGCAGCAACAGCAGCAACCUGGAGGCAUCGGCGACGACGACGUCCAAGUGCUGGGGACCCAGUUCACCCACGGCGGGCACCACGGCUCCAAGUCCGCCACCCCAUUCGCCGGAGGCGGCGACGCGAGUGGCCGGCAAUGUUUACAACGGCUACACCCGCGAACUGUCGCCGCUGCACUACACCGCGUACCUGCCCCGCAUGGAGAGCGAGAUAACCGUGAUCCGUGCCGCGGCCACAGCUCUGGUGGCAGCCAGGACAUCCGGAAACGGAAGUGGAGAUCAGCACCUGGCCGCCUACCAAACGCCGCCCUCGUCCACCACGUCAUCACCCUCUUGUUCGCCCAGCGGCGCCGGCGAUCGGUACAGUCCGCUCUCAAGUGGACAGACCUCCAGUGAAAGGAAGUGCUUCAGCAGUACGGGAGCCACACUGUCGCUGCCGCCGAAGAAGAAGGACAUCUACAGGCCGUACUCCCUGGACGACAAGCCGGCGCACGGCUAUCGAAGAAGGGUACCGGCGGAGGAGGACCUGCAUGCGGCACAUGCUAUCCUGGAUCUGAGUGCGAGCACAGCCUUCCAUCCGCCCACGCAGCCUCACCAGCUGCAGCAGCAGCAACAGCAACAGCAGAACCAGCAUCACCACUCCCAGCAGCAUCACCUUGCCCCGCAGCAACAUCACUACUUGCCACUGCAGCAGCAACAGCAGGCACACCACACCCACUUGCCAACUCUCGAGGCGCAUGCGCAUCUGCGCAGCACGUCAUCGAUUGCCGAACUGGCUGCAGCGGCCAGUGUGGUAAAUGAGCAACGCCCCGCCAGCAAUGCCUCGAGUGCCAGCAGCAACCACAUGCCCAGCAGUCCCAGCAGCAACUCGAGCAGCAGCAGCAGCCAGGUGCAGAACGAGAACAGCAACACCACCAACACGAACCAGGAUGGGGAUGGCUGCCUACAGGAUGGGGAGCACGGUGGCGCCUCCGGAGCCUCGGCCAAAACGGUGGCCUACACCUACGAGGCCUUCUUCGUCAGCGAUGGCCGCUCGAAGCGCAAACAUGUGGCGGAUCCCGCAGCUGCCGCCAGCGGAGUGCCCACUCCUGACCAGCAGAAGACCAAGUACACCUGCUCCGAGUGUGGCAAGCAGUAUGCCACCUCCUCGAACCUGUCGCGCCACAAGCAAACCCAUCGCUCGCUGGACUCGCAGUCCGCCAAGAAGUGCCACACCUGUGGCAAGGCCUACGUUUCCAUGCCCGCCCUGGCGAUGCACUUGCUCACGCACAAGCUAUCCCACAGUUGCGGCGUCUGUGGCAAGCUGUUCUCGAGGCCCUGGCUGCUCCAGGGUCACCUGAGAUCGCACACGGGCGAGAAACCCUAUGGAUGUGCGCACUGCGGCAAGGCCUUCGCCGAUCGUUCCAAUCUUCGAGCACACAUGCAGACCCAUUCGGUGGACAAGAACUUCGAGUGCAAGCGGUGCCACAAGACCUUCGCCCUGAAGUCAUACCUCAACAAGCAUUUGGAAUCGGCUUGCCUGAAGGACGAGGAGGAGCUGAUGAUGUCCAUGUCGCUGUCGAUGCACGACAGCAACAGCGAGAGUGGGGCCAGUAUGGCCUCGUCGCCGCCACACGAGUUCCUUGAGCGCGUCAAACUCGAGGGCAGUGGAGGAGCCACUUAUGCCAUGUAAGCAUAGAAUACGUUGGGCGCGCCACAGAAAUCUCUAAGGACUCGAAGCCAAGUCGCAAUCCGGCUCGGGGGACCAGACUUAGAAAUCUCUGUUGCACUACCGAUAAGCAAAAGAGGAUGGAUGUGCUGUAACUGCAUAGCUGGUUAGUUAAUUUACCGUUAAAGUUAAAGUUACCGUUACCAUUUACAACUAGGUUAACCGAUAGCCGUUUUUAUAGAAGAUACAUACAUCACAAUACGUCCAAGAGCAAAGUGUAGUAGAGUAACACAGAGACUGUAGAAAUUCGCAUUAGGCAGCCAAGCAACAAAAUACUCAAUGGGUGUGUUUUCAAAAUCUGUUAGUUGGUUUGCGAACUCAUUUUUUAAAAGGUGCCUCUAAACGUAUGCAAAGGAAACAUCCAAAUUCAUGGCCAGAUUUUGGAAACACCCCCAUAAUAACCAACUCAAAAUGGUUCUUCUUUUAAGCAUAAGUGAGUUGAACAUUCCUAAAAACCAAAGCAUUCCACAAAACAAAAAAAGAACACAAUACACCCCAACACACACAGAGAGCCUUGUGUAUGAGGUGCUACGCCACAUGCAUUCCGAGAACCUGAAGAAAUCUAAGCAAUUCUAGCAGCUAUCUUAUCUAUCUAACUACUUACCAAGUCGAAUACGAAUACGAAUCGAAAACAAAAACACACACAUAAGAGUACUAUAUUUAAAUGCAUAUAUAGAGUGUACUAUAACCCGUAGCGAAACCAAACGAACGUUUUAAUCUACCCACUCUCUCCAACUAACUCUCGAAGAACACUCCUCUAGCUAACCCUAACUCUUACUCGAACAAUAUCUCUCUACUCUCUAUCUCUAUCUCUUUAAUCGACAACGUUGACGACGACGACGAAGUGAUUAAAAUUAAUGCAACGAAUACAAAAGCAAAUGCAAUGUUUCUCAAACAACGAAUUAGGACUUAAGGGCAGCCUAUCUAUAAGCAGUAAUUACGAGUGCUAGCCACUAAGCAAUUUUAAACUAAGUCACACGAACGCGACAUUUAAGCACUCAACAAUUUUUAGAUUCGAUAUAAUGACAACGAUACAAAUUAAUCAAAAGCAAGCAACAAAAACGAAACGCAAAGCAAUAUUUAGUCGGGUUUUGCGGACCGGUUCAAGUGGGAGCGGUUCCAUAGCGAAUGUUAACAAACCGAAAACAACAAGGACCAACUCAAACUCCCCGAGAACUGGUUGUGUAAGCCUCAUAUUAACCCUUGUAGAAAGCAUCACGAUCACGUUUAUAUAUAGGUCAGUCCCCCCAAUAAGUUCACUCCGAAAUCAUUAAAGGCUAGAAGAGCAUUGCAGAAGUCGUAGAGGGCGGUUCGAAACCCCUUUUCUUUCGUUGGGCGCCGUUUAAUCCGCAGUCAAUUAGCACUACUCACCAGUGAAGUAGCCUACCCUUAUUUAUGUUAGUCCUUAGAAGUGAACAUCUAGUCGCUGUCUAACAGCAAAAUCACUUAUUUCAUACCAAAGCUAUACCACAUACCCAGUUUUUAGAAUCAACAAGCAUUGCAUUCCGUUCGAGGCCCAAUUAGGAGUAAAACCAGCGAAUAAGACCAAAGAAAUCCGGGGAACCAGCAGUACAGCAGCCCCAGUAUUCGAUCGCAUAGAGAGAACCCCUCAAUCGCAGAACAGAACAGAAUAUAUCGAGUGUGAUCUAGUCUCAAGCAUUUAACAGUACACUUCGUCCAUGCGUGAAUAAUACUUUUGCACUUUUUCGACACUUAAUCGACGUAGUACGAUAUUACUUAGCCCUAUAUUAUGUAACUGUAACUCAUAUUCAUUUAUUCAUUCAUUCAUUGAAUCGUUUACGCAUUCAUCCUACUUCAUCUUACUCACACAAGCUCACACAAACACUCAAUCGCUGCACAGCCUGUAUAUAUUAGGAUAUAGCAUGUACAUCAUACAUCAGCAUUGUAAUCAUCAACUGAAAUCAGCUUCAGCAACCGAUCUCAAAGAGGAAGUGGGGGAAAGAAGUGCAACGAACAUUUUGUAGCGCUAGUCGUAGCCAAGUUUAGAUGACCCAAACCAAAGUUGUUGGUAUUUCUAAGCGGGUAUCUGGGAAUAUAUAUAGAAGAUAUAUACAUCUAGAAUACGUAUGUAGUUGCGUAAUAUUUACAAAGCAUAUAUUAUACACAGCUAGGGUUAGUCUUCAGACAUGUACUCGUAAGUUAAACUAGUAAGUAUAAUCACGAAAUUAUUUUUAUACUGUUGUUCGGAGGAGGGAGCGUCGGAAGAGAGAGAUGGCAACACUUUUAAGGAAUAAUAUUAAUCGAAUAAUCGAGACGAGAUCGCAAUCGGCAUCGACUAAAUCGGCUAAAGUACCAAAGCAAAUACUCAAAAAUAAAAGCAAACAUAAGAACCCCUGCAAACCGCAAGACAAAUUACAAUUAUUUCAAUUACAACUACAAUUAAUUAUAUAUAAUAUAUAGCGUUAUCUAGCAUAUAGUCAACUAUAAUUUACGUAUCGUUUAUGAUUUAUCGACGCGAGAAAUGUAAUGAAUAUUUAUGAAAUUUGCAUUAUAAGAAUGUUGAAUUGAAUUGAAUUAAAUUGAAGCCCGGCAAUAAUAUUAAAUUUUAAAAAUUUUGUAUAACAAUUGUAUAGAAGGCGAAGGAAAGUAAAGCAAUAACUUAACUUAACUAACGAGUUAAUCGAUUUAUUAGUCUUAAAGAAUACUGUAAGGUUGGAACUACUUACAAUUAGCAAUCAAAGCACACUUGUAAAAACAAAAAAAAACAAAACGAAAAACGAGAGAAGCAAUUAUAAAGUUACAAAUAUACAAUACAUAUUAAAUAACCACACAUUUUACGAGCGAAACAAUGUUUUUUAUUUAUAAACCAAUUCGGACUUUUUAUCAUUUUAACUGGCUUCUGUUGCUGAUUAACUUUUGAUGAAUAUGAAACGAUGAACCCAAAGCAAUUCGAAUAUUGUGAUAGUCCAAAAACACACUAACAAUUUUCAGAACUAUUCAUUAAUUUUGCUCAAAGGAAGAGAGCAAACGAGAAAUCAAAUUGAGCUCCAGGAACUUUUUAAUAGAAAUAACGUGUAUCGAAAAGCAAUAAAACGUAGUGGUAAAGAUAUAUGAAGAAAGAGGAGCAAGGAUACUAUAUUAAGGGAUGAAUACUUGAAAAAUUGUAAAACGAAAGUCUCUUGGCAUAUAUAAAACUACUUCCUAAUUAUAGCCACGGCAAUUAUAUAUUUGGAAAGCUUUAGUCCAAAAUUAAAACAUUUCAGUUGCUCCAAUCACGCACAUACGCAAAACAGAACCCAAAUCAUCAUGAUGUAUUGUUAAACCCAAGGAAAUUGUUAAAGUUGAUACAUUAGUAGCGUAGGACCCACACACAUACACACACUUACAUACACUUGCAUACACUUAUCCUGUACAGACACAGACGCAUAAACGGAACCAGCGCAACGCGAAAUGCAAUUGUUGAAUUCAGUAUUUGUAGCAUUAGGUUCAUGAUCCAUUGUUUCCAUUAUCUGUUGCUGACACCACCCCCAAAACAGAACAACCGUGCAACGGAACAACCGAACAACUGAACACCCAUGGCAACACAAUGUUGUCCUGCGCUGCGUUGUGUUAUGUUGCGUUGUCCUUUUUGUGUCAAUGCAGUUUAACGAGCGCUCGUUAGGCGAACGCCAACAAAAGGAAAUGUAAUAAAAAAGCAGGCGAAUAAAAAAAAGGGGGAGGUACUGGCACACCACCAUCGCGAAAAUUGCAAAACGGGGAAAAACGCGAAAGGGGGUGUCCUUGCACGCAUUUAAUUCGACAAAAUUUCAUUUGCAUAGUUGGCAUUGAGCGUGAUUUAUUUAUUUACCAAAUCAGAAGCAUAAAAGCCCAAACAACACUCACAACUCACCACCCCCACACGUGUAUAAAUAAUUGAGCAAAAAUAUAAAAGACUUGGCACGUUAACACUAAUAAUUCAAGAAUUGAACAUAACUAAUAAAGUCAUGAGAAUUAUAUAUAGCUGACAAAGAAUAAGCAAGCGAGAACAAAAAAUGAAAGACUUAACACUUUGAAUAUAUAUUAUAAUUAUAACGGAGGAAAGCUAUACUUAUUUACAGCUAUUGUAUUGUAUAUGGUAUAAUCAUAGAGAAUCGAGGCAAAAGCAAUUAACGAAAGCAACAAAAAAGCAAAUGGAAAGCAAUAGAGCAUUAAGGUAACUAAAAAGUAUUAAAUCGCAUGUAUCUAUGAGUAAAUAUUUGGAAUUCGUUAUAUUAUUGCGAUAAGUAAGGCGAAACCCCAAACAUUUAUGGCACUAUACACUAUAUAUAUAGCAGAAUAAAGAAUAUAAACAAUUUAGUUUACACGGAAAAGCAAAAAAAUGGUAAAAAAGCGAAGAGAACUCUGCAGAGGCGCAAACAAAAAAAUAAGCAAUAACUUAUAACUAACGAGCCGUAGGGAUUUUUGGAUUAGCUGGCAAACGAUGAAUUGAUUAAACGAUUAUAACGAUUAUUAGUUAUCGAUAUACAGAUAUAUUAACAGGUAGAGUUGUUUUUUGCAUAUUGUUAUCGCAACUUUUGUGCUGCUUGACGAGACCAAUUGAUGUACUUUAUACAACGAAAAAACCAGAAAACCAAGGAAACUAAUGAGAACUCAUCUUAUGUUUUUGCAUAGGUGCAUAUUGUUGCGAUAGAUAUACAAACCUAUUUUGGUCGAUUAUACAUACAUACACGCCCCCACACACGAUAGUUGAAAAACGAAAGAAAAACGAAAACAGUUACUGCGUAGAGAUUAAAAACGUCAUUUUAACUUGUAUUUAGAGCACUCACACAUACAAACACGACACGAACACACAGACAAAACUGUAGCAUUGUAGAAAAGUAGAGUUGCAAAAAUAUUAUUAAUGAAGCGAACAUAAAUUUAAGCUUACGAUUAGAGAACAACACAGCACCUUAGUGAGCCAGCAAAAAUAAAAGUAAAGAAUUCUGUACCUAGAAAUACAACAAACAUCUACACACACGACACGUACACACACACACGCAUUAAUUAUGUAUUUAAUUGCAUCGAGACAAGCUAAUCGAAAAUAUAUAUACGAAGCGAUAUAUGCAACUAUAAAUAUAUACACACACAAGGACAAGAAUGCGUUUAUUAUGCGAUAUAUGCAAAACAUUCUAUAUUAUUAAUUACGUGCAUUAUGUAUAUGACAUUCAUGUACAUAAGUGGCAGCGAAACACACA